CUUUUUUCAAUUUCCUUAAAACCGCUUCCAGAUAGAGGAAUUGGAAGAAGAUGGGGGCAAUGGUAUCGCGGUUCUGGUUCAUGUUGUUCCCUGCAAAGGAGUAUAAGAUUGUUGUUGUUGGUUUGGAUAAUGCUGGGAAGACCACUACCCUUUACAAGUUGCAUCUUGGUGAGGUUGUCACUACCAACCCUACUGUUGGUAGCAAUGUUGAAGAGGUUGUCUACAAGAACAUUCGAUUUGAGGUCUGGGAUCUCGGCGGACAAGAAAGACUCCGAACAUCAUGGGCAACAUAUUACCGAGGAACGCAUGCGGUAAUUGCUGUGAUAGACAGUAGCGAUAGAGCGAGGAUCUCUAUCAUGAAAGACGAACUUUUCAGAUUGCUGGGGCAUGACGAAUUGCAGCAUUCUCUCAUUCUUGUCUUCGCUAAUAAACAAGAUAUCAAGGAUGCCAUGACCCCUGCAGAGAUCACCGAUGCGCUCUCUCUUCACAGUAUCAAGGAUCAUGAUUGGCAUAUACAAGCUUGCUGUGCCCUCACCGGAGAAGGGUUGUAUGAUGGUCUUGGAUGGAUCGCCCGGCGAGUAACUGGCAAAGUGCCAACAUGAUUGUAGAAGGGUUACUCUA
Arachis duranensis is the source of this 621-nucleotide messenger RNA. RefSeq lists its product as uncharacterized. The record is from RefSeq and is a predicted model, not a curated record. The coding region runs from base 51 to 602 and encodes 183 amino acids. Gene Ontology annotation, molecular function: GTP binding; GTPase activity. Gene Ontology annotation, biological process: intracellular protein transport; vesicle-mediated transport; protein localization to Golgi membrane. Gene Ontology annotation, cellular component: cytoplasm; trans-Golgi network. The transcript has 3 exons. Lineage: Eukaryota; Viridiplantae; Streptophyta; Magnoliopsida; Fabales; Fabaceae.